Aaosphaeria arxii CBS 175.79 is the source of this 1059-nucleotide messenger RNA. RefSeq lists its product as uncharacterized. Gene Ontology annotation, cellular component: eRF1 methyltransferase complex. The record is from RefSeq and is a predicted model, not a curated record. Gene Ontology annotation, molecular function: protein methyltransferase activity; S-adenosylmethionine-dependent methyltransferase activity. Bases 126 to 887 code for a protein of 253 amino acids. Lineage: Eukaryota; Fungi; Ascomycota; Dothideomycetes; Pleosporales. The transcript has a single exon.
AGGAAAGCGUAAACUAGUUAACUAACCUCGGUGAUGACAUAAUGCACCGGAAUAGUUAGUGCCACACAUCGGCCCACCCUUUGCAUCUUCUCUUGACGAUCGACCGUAAAAUAUCCAGAGAAACAAUGCUACCAACCCCUUCCACGUCCCACGUCUCUUUCGAUCGCGUAUAUGAACCAGCCGAGGAUUCAUUCUUAUUGCUGGACACGAUCUCUUCAUCAACAGAGGUCGCAUUUCUAAAGGAUCGUUUCUCCAAUGCCACUACACAUCCUCCACUAGUACUCGAGGUUGGCGUGGGUUCUGGAGUUGUAUUAGCAUUUGUCGCCGGCAAUGCUGACAACAUCUUUGGUCGACACGAUGUGCUGACCCUUGGGACUGACAUCAACAGGUUCGCCUGUCAAGCCGCUUCUCAGACCGUCCAAACUGCUAUCGCGAGCUCCGCCCAACCCUCAGUUUUCCUAGACGUCGUGAAUGGAGAUCUAGCCUCUUCAAUCAGACAUCAAUCAGUAGACGUUUUCAUAUUCAAUCCUCCAUAUGUGCCUGCCGAGCUUCCCGAUUUCUCUCGCCAUGAUUCGUACAACGCGCUCCCCGCUGGAAAGAAGGCUACGACCUUUGAACAAGACUCAUACCUCCUAGAAUUAUCAUACGCUGGCGGAGAGGAUGGAAUGGUAGUGACAAAUCGAAUGCUUGCACAGAUACCGGAGAUUCUAAGCCCCAAUGGUAUCGCUUACGUCCUGCUCUGCGCACAAAACAAGCCAGAGGACGUCAAGAAGAAUAUCAGAAGCUGGGGUCCCGGCUGGCUUGCUGAGACAGUAGGGUCAAGUGGGAAGAAGGCAGGAUGGGAAAAGUUACAAAUCGUAAGAAUAUGGAGGCAAACGAGUGGAUGAAAGGAUAUCAAUUUGCAUAGUCGUCGUCUAUAUGAAAGAAGAUGGACACGCCAUUGCUACUUCAUCAAUGGCAACCCGGGUACCUGGAUGUCAACUACCGUACUUCGGUUGCACGGGAGAUGCUGCCAUAGCAGGAUGUGGGCUAUCUAGGGGUGUCUACGGAUACCUCACA